UUCCUGGGUAAUCUGAAAAUAAAACAUAUGGUUUCUAUUUUUCACUCGUAUAGACAAGUCGGACAGUAUUAUAUCCGACACUAACAUUUCCUUUAAAUUCUGGACGUCAUGUGUGCCAUUUAACAUCUGAAUUAAUCCUCUUGGAGCGCAAGAGACUGGCGGAUUUAAAUCUUUAAUUAGGCUGUGUGCCUAUGACCGGAAGCUAACUCGCCAGAGUGUUUUUUAGCCUGUGCUUCAUUGUUGACACGGAGAAUGUUGCUUAUCUGACAGGACCUUUCUAGGCAUCGCUGCGUGUUGAGGGCGGCGCCAUCUUGUGGCGUGUGAGAAGAAGCGCCAUUGGCUUUCAACCCGGAAGUAAAAGUGCGCAGGUCGUCAUGGGGAGCAAAGUGAGCACCAAAAUGGCUGCUCCCACCGCCAGAGUUAUUCAGGCUGUGCGGCCACAUGCGCCCAUGAUCAAAUUUCCGAGCAGACAAGGCAUCUCUAAGCCCAAUGACGAAGUAUUGAAAACAUUAUUAGUCAACACCCCACAACCCAACAAUCCCAGUUUGGUGUCGGCUUCAGCUCCGCCACAAAUAUCAAGUCGUGUAACUUUGCCGCCCAUCCCUGGCACACCUGACACCAUGGCAUCCAUUCAGCUACUCCCUGCAAGGUAUCGCCGGAGACCACUGGUGGUAGAAGAGAUGGAGUACAUUCAGCGUGGUGGACCUGAGUGAUGGGAUGCAUUUAAUUAACAAUAACUAAAGUCCUCAUCUAUGGAGGUCAUCAUCCUGAUGUAUUUUCCAUUCUUGGCACACACAAAAAAGAGACACAAUGUAGAAUAAAAUAUACUUUUGCUUGCA
Phyllopteryx taeniolatus (common seadragon) is the source of this 839-nucleotide messenger RNA. RefSeq names its product alpha-ketoglutarate dehydrogenase subunit 4 (gene kgd4). The record is from RefSeq and is a predicted model, not a curated record. Bases 375 to 713 code for a protein of 112 amino acids. The transcript has 5 exons. Gene Ontology annotation, biological process: 2-oxoglutarate metabolic process. NCBI's taxonomy places the organism in Eukaryota, Metazoa, Chordata, Actinopteri, Syngnathiformes, Syngnathidae.